Colletotrichum spaethianum is the source of this 1623-nucleotide messenger RNA. Its product is annotated as DNA repair protein rhp41. Gene Ontology annotation, biological process: mismatch repair; nucleotide-excision repair. The coding region runs from base 1 to 1623 and encodes 540 amino acids. Gene Ontology annotation, cellular component: nucleus; nucleotide-excision repair factor 2 complex; XPC complex. The record is from RefSeq and is a predicted model, not a curated record. The transcript has 2 exons. Gene Ontology annotation, molecular function: single-stranded DNA binding; damaged DNA binding. NCBI's taxonomy places the organism in Eukaryota, Fungi, Ascomycota, Sordariomycetes, Glomerellales, Glomerellaceae.
AUGCGACAGCCAAAAGAGACGCCGAAGAGUAUCCUCUACUGGGUCGAGGUACUAGAUAUUGGCCAUCAGAAAUGGCAACCCGUGGACCCACUGGUCACGAAUUCCAUGUGGAAGCCUAAAGCGUUAGAACCACCAGGUACCGACAGGGAAAACUCUCUGACCUAUGUGAUUGCGUUCGAUACCGACGGCACGGCACGAGACGUCACGAAACGAUAUUCCAAGGCUUACGCGGCCAAAACGCGGCGGCUGCGUAUCGAAACGGCUAUUGAACAUGGGGAUCGGUGGUGGCGAAAAGCGCUGAAGCCGUUUGCCCGGCGUUGGCCCACUGACCUUGACCAGAUUGAAGACAACGAGCUGACUGCGAUUGAAAGGCGCGAGCCAAUGCCUCGCAACGUAGCAGACUUUAAAGGCCACCCAGUGUUUGCACUGGAAAGGCAUCUGAGGCGCAGCGAGGUCCUUAUUCCAGAUGCGCAACCCGCAGGAACGGUCGCGGUCGGGAACAGAGCCGCGCUUGAGAAAGUGUAUCGACGGAAGGACGUACGGAUGGCCCGAAGCCGGGACAAGUGGUACCGUAUGGGGCGCGAAGUGAAGCCAAUGGAGAUACCUAUCAAGUUCUUGCCGCGACGGGUCAACGCAAAGCCAGGGGAGUACGUCGACGACGGCUAUGGAGGCGACGAGCGUAACGCCGCCGGUACGCCCGUCUUCACACAGGAGCAGACGGAAGUAUACCGCGCCCCUCCGGUCGUCAAUGGGCGAGUGCCGAAGAACAAGUUUGGCAACAUCGACGUCUACGUUGCGACCAUGGUGCCGAAGGGUGGCGUCCAUAUACCCGACGAGUUCGACACUGCUGCACGAGCCGCCUACACGUUAGGCAUAGACUACGCAUCUGCUCUGUCAGGGUUCCAUUUCAAAGGCAAGCACGGUACGGCAGUUUUUAACGGCGUAGUGGUAGCUCAGGAGUACGAAGAGGCUGUGCGUGCAGUGAUGGCAGGCUUCGAAGAUGUGGAUACGCAAGCAGAACGUAGCAAGCGGUCAUUGGUGGCUAUCCGCAUGUGGAGGCGGUUCCUCAUGGCUCUCCGUAUCCGGGAGCGAAUAUGGGCAGGCGUGGAUGCUAAGGAGCGUGCUGAGGACGAGAGAAGAUUAAUUGGGUCAGCCGAAGCCAAUGCGAAUGGUGAAGUGGACAACCAUGACAUUGAGGAGAGCGGCGGAUUUUUUGUCGAGGACGGGCCUCUGACCGGUAACGAUGCCAGAACCACAGCCGAAGGCAGAGUCGGUGUCGAGAUUGACGCAAGGGACAUUAAGGACAAUUACGCUGCAGAAAGCGGCGGCGGGUUCAUCGACGACGACGAUGAUGCAGACAUCGAUUCUCACACUGUAAACGAUGCGACCAUGGAUAACGUUAGAGAUGAACUCAUCGUUGAGGAUGAAAGUAAGGCAGGCCGUGCAGCUAGGGACGAUAACGAAGCCGGAGGUCGGCGUGGAGAAUACGGAAUCAAGACAGAAGAUUGGGGCGGAUUUGAGUCGGAGCCGGACGACGAAGAAGUCGAGGAUGCGCCUAGCGAUGUCACUGAAGAGUAUGACAUGGAAGACGACGAGGGUGGCGGAGGGUUCUUGGUGGAUUAG